This is a messenger RNA of Eriocheir sinensis (Chinese mitten crab), 11066 nucleotides long. RefSeq names its product cholesterol transporter ABCA5-like. Gene Ontology annotation, biological process: transmembrane transport; lipid transport. The transcript has 33 exons. Lineage: Eukaryota; Metazoa; Arthropoda; Malacostraca; Decapoda; Varunidae. Gene Ontology annotation, cellular component: membrane; intracellular membrane-bounded organelle. The coding region runs from base 844 to 6072 and encodes 1742 amino acids. Gene Ontology annotation, molecular function: ATP binding; lipid carrier activity; ATP hydrolysis activity. The record is from RefSeq and is a predicted model, not a curated record.
AAAACAGGAUAAGGGAGGGACAGUGGAAGUACUUAAGGUAUGUUCUUGUGGAAGGAAACGAUUUGGUGAGAAGGGUGGGAGAGGAGAUGAUAGAGAAGAGACAAAGUAGGUGGGUGAAAGAUUUGUUGAAUGAACUGAGAGCAACAGAGGGACUGAGUGUGAGUGUGAGGAAUGAGACAAAGGAGAGUAUAAAGCAGAGAAUGAGAGAGGUGGAUACAAGAGAGUGGAAGAGGCAAAUGAAUGAGAAAGCAAGCCUUAAGAUAUAUAGAAAAUGGAGACAAGAGUUGGGAGGACAAGAGGAGGUAUACAACAACAACCAAGCCUCAGAAGUGCUAUUCAGAUGCAGGACAAACAACAUGCAACUAAAAGACAGAAACAGACACCGGCAAGAGGAAACCAAGUGUGACAUGUGUGAAGCUGAAAACGAAGACCUGCGACACUUUCUGCUCUGGUGCCCGGCCUAUGCUGAGGAAAGAAUAAAGUGCGUGAGGCUGCAACAGCCUUACGAGGAAGAAGAGGACGACACCAUUGGAAAAUUUUUAUUUGAAAAUGAACACACCGAACAAACGAAAACAACAGUACACAAGUUUUGGACAAUAAGAGAAAAAAGAAUGAAAGAAAAAGGAAAAUAAUAGACCCAGACAGUAGACACAUCAGGGAGUGCCGUUACAAAGGCAAAACUCCCGACCGACUACUACUACUACUACUACUACUACUAUUAACAAAUCAUCUGUGCCAUCAAGAUAAAGCAGCGAGGGGAGGGACCAAGGAGGGACCGCCGCGCCCUUCAGAAAUGUCACAGAAGGAUAUCAAGUCUGCUGCAGAAGAUCCAUUAAGUUGGUGAUGAAGAUGGAAGAAAUUACUUCUGAAAGAAGUAUGCCGACUCCAGCAUGGCAAGGAGCCCCCGAGGAGGAAACUCUUGAGAGAAGCAUGAGGGAGGGCAGCUUUAUGGGCCAGUUUCGAGCCCUUAUUUACCGCAACUUGACCAUAAAGAAGCGAGAUAAGAGGAAGACACUAACUGAGCUCCUCAUGCCACUCUACUGGAUAUUGAUCCUUGCCAUCAUCCGCAUCUCUAUUGGUGACACGGUUCUUGAUCCAGUGAACACCCCCCAUGGGCAAGCAUCUCUCAUGAACAGCACUCUAUACCUGAGUGAUGAAACUAUCCAUGUGGCUCCAAACACCAAGGAGGUAAUAAGUGUUAUGGAGGGUGUGCUGAGCAUUUCAAGGGGGCUAGGCAGCCUUCUCUAUGUUCACUACUAUGAUACCGAAGAAGAAUUGGUAAAAAUGUUUUCUGAUAACAAAACAUCCACCAAAUUUGCCGUCAUAUUCCCAGAUGAUCCUUUGGCAAACAAGAGCUACUCUUUGAGAUUCAAUCCUGUUCUCGCAUACAUCCCAUCAUCUCAGCUGUGGAGCGGAGGACAGGAGUGCCGAGACCAGUACCAUGGAUUUGGCCUCCAAGUAUAUCAGUGUGCUCCCAAUUCUUACUACUACUCUGGAUUCUCAGCUCUACAGACAAUUAUUGACAUGGUCCUUAUCAAUCAAACAUCUACCACUGCAGUGGAUAUUAAGGUUCCUGAGAUCACAGUGGAGAACUUUCCAAGAGGGCGGUAUGAGUCAAAUGGAGCCAUGACGCUGCGCAACAUUGUGCCAUUGUAUAUGGUGUUUGCUUGGGCACAGUUUAUUGUGUACAUGAUGAUGCUGGUGGUUGAGGAGAAGGAAAAGAAACUGAAAGAAAGCAUGAAAAUGAUGGGCCUUCGGGACUCUGUUUAUUGGUUAUCAUGGUUCACUGUGUAUGCCAUGUAUGUGCUGCUGCUGUCCUUGGUCUGCAUCAUCCUGCUGCCACUUGCCACAGUGUUCCAGAAGGCCAACCUCUUUCUCCUGUUCCUCUUGUUCGUCUUGUAUGGCUCUUCCUCCAUCAUGUUUGGCUUCAUGUUGACUCCAUUCUUCAAUAAAGCUAAGGUUGCAGGAGUUGUCGGCAACUUGGUCCAGAUCUCCUUGAGUCUGCUGUUUUACCUUCAAGUCUACCUUGAAGAUGAAGUUAAUCCAGGACUUUUCUGGGGACUGGGAAUUUUCUCUCCCUGUGCAUUUGCAUUUGCAAUUGAUAAGGUUAUCUACUUUGAUUACGCUGCCAAUGGUAUAACCUACGCCUCAUUGUGGGACGGCCCUGGGCUCCCCUUUGCUGGCAGCCUCAUCAUGAUCAGUGUUGACAUUCUCCUCUACCUCUUCCUAGCUUACUACCUUGACAACGUUGUUCCAAGUGAAUAUGGUACCAAGAGGAAGCCAUGGUUCCUAUUUGAGAAGUCAUUUUGGAUAAAAGAUCACAAUAAAUUCCACAAGCUGACUUCUGAAGGAGUUCCCAAUUCUGGCUAUGUGAGUGAUGCCAACCCAGAUGUGGAGCCAGUGUCUGCUGAGAUGCAAGACAGAACAGCUGUGCACAUCCAGAACUUGGAGAAAACUUUUAGUCCAAGAGGGAAAAAGCCUGUGAAAGCUGUUGAUGGUUUCAGUUUGGACAUUUAUGAGGGGCAGAUCACAGCCAUAUUGGGCCACAAUGGGGCUGGCAAGACAACACUGUUCAACAUCCUCACCGGCAUGACUGCUCCUUCCUCGGGCUCAGCGACCAUCUUUGGAAUGGACAUCAGUGACAUUAAUGACUUGACGGAGAUUCGCCGCAUCACUGGCAUCUGUCCUCAGCACGAUGUUGUCUUCCUGACACUCACCCCAAAGGAGCACCUCCGUUUCUUUGCUCGCAUCCGGGGAGUCCCAGAAAGCAUAAUUGAAAGAGAAGUGGAGCAGACUUUGAGGGAGGUCUUUCUGCAAGAGAAGGGAGAUACUAAGGCAGCUGAUCUUUCAGGUGGACAAAAGAGAAAAUUGUCCAUUGCCAUUGCCCUCAUUGGAGACCCAAAAAUGAUCUUCCUGGAUGAGCCAACAGCUGGAGUUGAUGCUUAUUCCCGAAGGAAGCUGUGGACCCUCUUAAAGAAUAGGAAGCAGGGCAAGGUGAUCCUGCUGACAACUCACUUCAUGGACGAAGCAGACAUUCUUGCUGAUCGGAAAGCCAUAAUGUCCAAGGGCAAACUACGGUGUUGUGGAACUUCACUUUUCCUCAAAAAUAAAUUUGGACUAGGCUACCAUCUCACAUUGAUAGUAGAGGAAAACUCAGAGGAAGGAACAGUUAAGAAGGCCCUGCAAAAAGACAUACCAGAGGUUCAGCUAGCACGCUAUUAUGGGAAAGAAAUGUCAUUUAUCCUCCCAUCAGACUCAUCACCACACUUCCCUUCCCUUUUCAAACAACUAGACCAGAGAAUUAGCAAUGGAAGUGAAGGCAUUGAAGGUUAUGGAGUAUCUAUGACCACACUUGAGGAGGUGUUUCUAGCUCUAAACGAUGAGAGUGAGGAAGGUGAACUUGGCUCCAUGGACAAUGUAGGACAGCAGAUGAUUCGUGAGAAGUCCCCCUCAGCCUCACCCAUCCACAGCUCCACAUCAGCGCAGGACAAUGGGGCAACACAAGGAAACUUCAUUGCAGCAAAUAAAGGCUUUGCCAUUGAAAAUGUGGAUGUUCAGAAAGACAGCUGGAGGACUUUUAUUGCACUCCUCAAGGCACGUGUGACUAAUAUGAUCAGGGAACCAACCGCUGUGAUAUUCCUGAUCCUCUUCCCGCUCGCCUUCACCAUUGCAUCCAUUGCCCUGGCUGACUCUCAGAGCAUAAAGAUCUCCACUGAUGACAGUCCACCUCUUGCCCUUAAGCCUGAAAUCUACAAACCCAGUCUCUAUGGAGCACUACUAUAUAAUGCCACAACACACAAGCUGGACAGUCUAGUAUCAACUCUAACAUCAGCAGACAUGGAGGUUGACUCAUACUCUGGCAACUAUUCUGACCUGGUUGAGGAACAGAAUUGUAUGGGGUCCUUUGAUGUCAAGAGCUUCCCAAUGCAAACCAGACCGGAAGACAGAGCAAAUGUGAGGCUACGCUUCAAUGACUCAUACAUGCAUUCCAUUCCCAUUCUCGUGAACCUCCUCAACAAUGCCAUUAUGAGUUCCAUCACAAAGGGUGAUCCCAUCCAGGUAUUCAGCCACCCCCUGCCCAUCACCACAGACUCUAUAGAGUUUGAUGUGUCUUCCUUCAUUGCACCAAUGAUGAUUGGCUUUGCUUUCACUGUCAUUCCUGCUGGCCUCACCAUGGACCUGGUGCAAGACAGAGAGAUUAAGGCAAGGUACAUGCUGCGACUGAAUGGUGUUGGGUUCCACCUUUACUUCUCAUCAUAUCUCCUAAUGAUGAUUGCCAUCUACAUGGUGUCUUACAUCGGCCUACUUAUCAUUAUUGCUGCCUUUGGUGUUAAGUCACUUAUCAUUGGCCCAGCUUUUGGCACUCUGGCCAUCCUUUACUUACUUUACAUACCAGCUGCCAUACUCUUCUCAGCUGUCAUGAGCUACAUAUUCGAUAAGUCUGAAACUGCUCGUCAGUUUUACCCAAGCAUGGUCACAACACUUGGGUUUGUAACAUACACAGUUGUGUCACUUAUUGACAUGCUUGUAAAAAGUGAGAACACAAAUCCAGCCCAAAUCUUACACGUUGUUUUAACCGUAGUUUGUCCUCCUUACAUACCUUUUGGGUUGAUGUACUACAUAAACAAAGUGUACAUAACAUGCUCAUUAACUAACAGUUGUGAAAGACUCACUGUAAGGGACUACAUGACAAUAGAAAUUAUUGUCUUGUUUGUGGUGACAGUCAUUAGCAUUCCCUUCUGGUACUUGUUGCUGAGAGUGGCAGACACUGUCAAGCUUGGAGGCAGCUGGCGCACAGCUCUGUGGAUGGAUACCAAGAAAAAAACUGCAGGUUUGAAUCUGUUGGAAGAAAGAGGAGUGGCUGGAGCUGAGGGGGAGGAUGAAGAUGUGAAACAGGAGAGGAAAAAUGUAUGUGCUGCACUUAUGGAGAACUCCUUUUCAUCCCCAGUCCUCAUAUAUGAUCUUGGCAAAUUGUACAAAAAGAAGGAAAAUGGAAAUAAUAAUCCUUGCAAAAAAAAUAAGGAGGAUGAAUCCUUCCCUGCCCUGAAGAGUGUUUCAUUUGAGGUGAAGGCGAGUCAGGUGUUCGGAUUGCUGGGUCCAAAUGGUGCUGGAAAAACAACCACUCUAAGCAUCAUGACAGCUGAAGAGACCCCGUCAUGGGGAAGAGUACAAAUAUGUGGAGAGGACAUCCAGUCAAGCAUGUCGGCAGUGUUCGAGACAAUGGGCUACUGUCCCCAGCAUGAUGCCCUCUGGGGCAACAUCACUGUAGCUGAACACAUCGCUACUUAUGCUGAGAUACGAGGCAUCAGGAAGGACCAAAUCAAAUCGUUGGUAGACACAUAUGUAAAGGGCCUUGAAAUAGAUGAACACAGGAACAAGAAAAGUAAGGACUGUUCUGGAGGUACCAAGAGGAAGCUGAGCUACAUUCUUAGCAUGCUGGGUCGACCAAAAGUGGUGCUGUUGGAUGAACCUUCAACAGGCAUGGACCCCAAAUCAAAACGUUUCCUGUGGAACUCUAUCCUUUCAUCUUUCCGAGAUGAACGCAGUGCUAUACUAACAACACAUUCCAUGGAGGAGGCAGAUGCUCUCUGUUCUUCCAUUGGCAUAUUAGUUCGAGGCAGUAUGAGGUGCAUUGGCCCCAUCCAGCAUCUGAAAAACAAGUAUGGUGGAGGGUACACGCUGGAGGUAAAGGUUCAGAAAGAGCGGGCACCACCUCCAGUGUCCCUCGUCAGUGCCAGUGCUUUCCCUCAUCCCAGCUCAUCAACAAAUGAACAACAGACGAAUAACAUGAUAGAAGAGGUCCAAACACUGGUCCAGGAAACCUUCCCUAAUGCUGUUUUGGAUGAACAGUUUGAUGAACGACUUAUUUACAAAGUUCCUCAAACUGAUGUGACUAGUCUUGCUCUCAUUUUUGAGACAUUAGAAAAAGUCAAAAGUGAUGGUUUGAUUGACGAAUAUGCACUAAGCCAGACUACUUUAGAACAAGUCUUCUUGCAGUUUGCUCGCCAGCAAGAGGAAGAUGAAAAAGAGGAUGUGAAGGCUGUGAAUGAGGACAAUGGGUCUUGUCUCUAAUUAUACUUAGUCUCUCAGUGGUCAUGAUUAACAAGUAUUCUAUUUUUUUAAACGUUUAUUAAUUAUUAUAGUAACUGUCAUACAUGUGACACACACACACACACACACACACACGCAUGCAUGCACAUGCACACGCACACACACACACGCACGCACACACACAGUAAUACUCUUACAAUGCAGAAUUUUAUACAACUGGCCAAGGCAAAGAUAUGUUCUUUCAAAACAUUCAUUUUGAAUUCCAACAAAUAAUAGAAAAAAAUCAAACAUCAGCAUUUCACAGAGUUGUAACCCCAUAUAGUGGUCUAUAUGUGGAAUAGUAAACACGCUCCAGCAUUGUUUCAACAUGUAGUGUUUACACUUUCUCAGUUGCGCUAGACAUAUCAAAAGCCUUUGAUAGGGUCUGGCACAAAUCUUUGCUUUCCAAACUACCCUCCUACGGUUUCUAUCCUUCUCUCUCUACCUUUAUCUCCAGUUUCCUCUCUGACCGAGCUAUCACUGCUGUUGUAGACGGUCACUGUUCUUCCCCUAAACGUAUGAAUAGUGGUGUUCCUCAGGGCUCUGCUCUAUUUCCCACUCUCUUUCUGUUCUUCAUUGAUGAUCUUUCCAAAACAAACUGUCCUAUCCAUUCUUACGCCGAUGACUCCACUUUGCAUUUCUCAACUUCUUUUGAUAGAAGGCCAACUCAACAGGAACUAGACGAUUCCAGGCUGGAAGCUGCAGAAUGCUUAACCUCAGACCUUACUAUCAUUUCUGAUUGGGGUAAGAAGAACCUGGUGUCCUUCAAUGCCUCAAAAACUCAAUUUCUUCACCUAUCAACCCUACACAAUCUUCCAAACACCUAUCCCCUAUUCUUCGACAACACUCAGCUGUCACCUUCUACACUAAACAUCCUUGGUCUAUCCUUAACUCAUAAUCUCAACUGGAAACUUCAUAUUUCCUCACACUAAAUCAGCUUCCUCGAAGUUGGGCAUUCUGUAUCAUCUCUACCAGUUUUUCUCCCCCGCACAGAUGCUGUCCAUAUGCAGGGGCCUUGUCUGCCCUUGUAUGGAGUAUGCAUUACAUGUGUGAGGGGGCACCACUUAAACAGCUCUCUUGGACAGAGUGGAGUCUAAGGCUCUUCGUCUCAUCAACUCCCCUCCUCAUACUGAGUCUUCUACCUCUUAAAUUCCGCUGCCAUGUUGCCUCUCUAUCUUCUAUCGAUAUUUUCAUGCUGACUGCUCUUCUGAACUUGGUAACUGCAUCCCGACCCCACUGCACGUCGACUUUCUACUCCAGCUCAUCCCUAUACUGUCUAAAUCCCUUAUGCAAGAGUUAACCAGCAUCUUCACUCUUUCAUCCCUUGCACUGGUAAACUCUGGAACAGCCUUCCUUCGUCUGCAUUUCCUCCUGUCUAUGACUUGACCUCCUUAAAGAAGAGUGUAUCAAGACACCUCUCCACCCAAAAUUGACCUCUCUUUUGGCCAUUUUUUACUUUUGUCUAUUAUGGGAGCGGUGAGUAGCCGGCUUUUUUUUCCACACAUUUUGUUGCCCUUGAGUCGUCUUUGUUGUAAAAAAAAAAAAAAAAAAAAAAAAAAAAAAGCCUGGGGUACAUGACCUGAUUUGCUCUCCCAGGCUCUGAUUCAUCUUGGCAUGUUGCCGAGUUGUAGCCACAGAGGGACAUUCGAAUAUUAUUUUAUUAUUUUUUGACUUACGACCUGCCUGUCGGAACCAAACCUGGCCGUAACUCGAGGUCUACCUGUAUGUCAGCUGCUACUGUACAGUGCAGUAUGUUCAAGUUUUUUAAUAUUUUUACAUAUUAGAAGUGGAGGGAUUUAUACAUCUCUGAAUAUUGAAUAAUUCAGCAAGACUAGAGCCCCAGUUGUGGCAAUCUAUAAAUGUUUCAAGUUGUUGUGCUUGAAACUAGCAUGUCAGCUUUUUGGUUUAUCUUCUGAUGCCCUUGCUCACCUUUUAUGACACUGAGUCCUGUUUAAUGACAACAAAGGUCACAUUAUUUAAAUUGUCUAUCUUCUGUUGAGUGAAGAGGAACAAAGUCCAAGUUUCAUUGCUUAAUCAAGGAAAAGAUAUUUUGAAUGAUUUCUUGUUGUGGUUCCUUUUCUCUCAACAGAAGGUAGACAUUGUUCACAUGCUGUGACCUUGGUUGUGAUGAAAUGUGACUACAGUGUUAUAGAAGAUGAGCAAGUACACCAGAAGACAAACUAAAAAGCUGGCAUGUUAGUUUCAAGCACAUCCAUUGUGGGAAGUUACAUUGACACAUGGCCUUAAUUUCAUAUACACAAACCUUCAUGUGGUCAUAUACACAAACCUUCAUGUGGUAUGAGCCUUCAUAGUAGAAGACACUUAAAAGCAACUAAACAAAGAAAAAUAUUUAUGUUUUUCAAUGUUGAUGUGUGCACUUAAUUUGUAAAUGUGGAAACAAGGGUAGCUCAUUUGUGUCUUACAAUUUAAUACGCAUAGAUAGUAUGAAGGAUUUUCAGCAAUGGUUAUCAUUAAGAAAUAAUUGUUUUUCAAUGUAUCAUGCUACUGCACAUUAUCUACUAAUGCAUGUUCCUUUUAACCCUUAGAUUAUGGCGAUCAUAUAUAUUAGUACGCUACCACACGCCCCACCCAUACGGGGAUCAUAUAUAUAAUCAUCACACUCUACUCUCCCUAUGUUUCAAAUAUACUGCCAGUUCUUGACUCAGAAGAAUGGUGGAGGCAUCUGGCAUCCAUACACACUCAUUCGUCUCCAGCGCACGGAUUACCGAGGGCCACAGAUCAUUUUCCACUUUUGUUCGGAAUACAUCUGUCAUGUCUCGUGACGUGUCAAGCAGUUCCUCUGCUCCAGGCGGAAGUAGAGCGCGGGGGAAUCAAAGUGACAGUGACUGAUGACUGCUAUGGUAGUGACAUUGACAGAGGAGGGAGAGGCAAGGAGAGAGAGAGAGAGAGAGAGAGAGAGAGAGAGAGAGAGAGAGCGAGUGGGGUGCUUCCACUUGACGGGUCACAGCCACAAGAAAAUGUGCAAUAUUUUCUGCUGUCAUAACUUUUUUUAUUAUUAUUAGGAGAGAAGUUUUAUUACACCACCAUAUAUGCUAGAUGAAUAUACAAUUAUUGCAAAGAAGAAAGACACCAUUUCCACCUCUUUUAAAUGUCUAAAUUUUCCCCGUGCACAGCAUCCAAAGAAAUACAUUGCCAUCCGUACUCUAAGGGUUAAAAGUUAAUAAUGAAGUUAUCAAAUGAGUGCUAAAAACUGGAUCAUAACUUCUGCACUUGGCCCUCGAUUUACCAGACUAAAGCUGCCCACACACACACAGAGGACUGGCAUCACGAUUCUGUGAGGACAAUCAUUUGUGGACUUGCCUUAACCCCUUCACUCUGGCGACGCCAACGUCAGCGUCCGACGGGCGUCCAACGGCGUCACCGUUAGUCCUCUUCUAAACCUCUUAGGAGGAAAUGGAAGAGGAUUAAGAGGAAUUUAGAGGAGGAUUGAGAGGUUUAGAAGAGAAUUAAUCCUCUUCCAUUUUCUCUUGACCCUUUCCAUACUGUGACACCGACGUCUGCGUCACGGAUGGAAAGGGUUAAGGCUUGGCGUCAUAGACGAAACCCCACACACGCUGACGAUUGUCGUUAAGGAUUGGCAUGAGGACAGACAUCAAGGCGCCAGUUGUCUGUGUGUGUGGAGGUGUUAACGGUGGGUUAUGUCGCCAAUAGCCUAGUCUUGAUAAUUCUCUCUCUCUCCACACACACACACACACACACACACACACGAACACACACCAUUUUUACGUCAACCCCAUUAGGCCGUGGCCACACAGGGAGCGAGAAAGAGAGCGAGAGCGGCAAAGCGAGUUUUUGUGGCCACACGAAAAGCGAGGCGAGGUGAGGCACCUCCCCAGGAGAGAUUGAAUAUAAUUUUCAUUUUUCUUUCUCGUUAAAAAUGUAAAUUUAUUGAUACUUAUUAAUAAUUUCAUGGUAUUUUUCACUCAGGUUUUUAUUUCCUAGUAGUCCAACAUUGUGUUUUGCUAUUGUUUAGAUUAGAAGAUCCUUGCAAUUAUGUACUUAAAUCAAUAAUAUACGGUCAUUUCUUGGGUGAACACCCUCAAACUGUACUUCAAGGUAGUCCUCCAUUUUCACAGCUCACUGCCAUUCACUACCAUGGAUUUUGCCACCCUCAUACCUACAAAAUAUCCAAAUAAAAAAUCUACUGUGGGAUGCACAAACUGAACUUGCCCAGUAAAGUGCAAGUACAGUACUGCAUUUGUAUUUAUACAUGUGCAGUAGCUGUUGUGCUAACCACAUGACCAGUCAAAGCACCUAUAACUACCCUCAUCUUUAAGCUUAAGGCAUUAUCAUACCAGACAACAAACCUCUUAUCCAAUCAAGCCAUUCAGCCAUUUGAAUCUGCAAUGAAGACUGACCACCCUAUAUAUAUACCAAAGAUUUUAUAAUUCUCUUAUCCUUCCUCUGAUGACCUGUCGUGGCUUACUGCAGUCCCUCUUGACUAGGCGUCUACAGCCUACACUAUGCACACAGCAUUCCUCCAGAUCUCUAAUUUGCUCUUAAGAUUCGACUAUAUUUUUGUCGUCAUACAAUUAUGUUGUUCCCAAUUUAUUUGAUUUGUGGAGACAUCCACACCCAGAGAUAAUAGUUUUUACUUAAUAUAUAUAUAUAUAUAUAUAUAUAUAUAUAUAUAUAUAUAUAUAUAUAUAUAUAUAUAUAUAUAUAUAUAUAUAUAUAUAUAUAUUUUUUUUUUUUUUUUUCCAUUCCCCAAACAUUAAAUCAAACUCAUACACAUGGUAUGUCACUCACAUAGUGUCACUACUUAAUUUAAUGGUUAGUAAUACUCCCAAACUUCCACAGAUGACAUGUUUUCAUUUUAUAUUUGUUUUUUAGACAUUUUAUCCUAUUUAAGUAAUGUAUAAUAUUUGUGUGUCAGAUUCUAUGAUAUUUUUAUGGCGGAAGAUGAUUCACAUUAGAAUCAAAAUGCCGCCCAAAUAAAGAUAUAUGUAUUAAUA